AUGGGGGACACAAAGCUCUGCCUCGUACUUCUCCUCAGUGCUGUCGCAUUGGCCCUGGCCAAGAGGUACAAGCCUUUGCACAAGUAUGAAUUCCUGUAUGAAGCCGAGUCCCUCAACUUCCUCAAUGGAGCCGUCAACGGCCCCAAGGGAAGCUGCAAGGUUGAGAUUGAUGUUCCCGGCCCCUGCCAAUACAUCGUCCGCACCACUGAGUGCACGCUCAGCGAGGUUGCUGACUUCGAUGCAGCUGGCGAGCCCGUCUUUGCCCCCGCAGCCACUACUGAUGCCUUCAAGGCUGCCAUGGAGAAGAACCCUCUGAAGGUCACUGUUGAAGGGGACAACAUCAUCAAGCUGUUCCCUGAAGACGAUGAGCCUGUCAACAUCCUCAACAUCAAGAGGGGAAUGAUCUCUGGCUUUGCUGUGCCUGUUCUGGAGGAGGAGAGGAACAAGAGGAUGCCCACCAUCUAUGGAUUGUGCAAGACUGACUACACCGUGAACGCUAGAGAGGACAUCGCCACAGACGUCACCCUCACCCGUGACCUGUCCAGGUGUGACCACUUCCAUCCAGUCAGUGACUACACCAGCCCCCUGGCCCUCAUCACUGGCAUGCACUACCCUCUUGCCCAGCUGAUCAAGAGCACACAGACCUGCAACUACAAGUUUGACAACGCAGAGCACCACCCAGUGUUCGGUGAAUGCCUUGAGAACCACAUCCUGGUGCCUUUCUCCCACAAGGGGAAACAUGGAGUUACCAACGUGAGCAAGCAGAAGGCCACCCUCUUGGCAGUCUCUGAGUACAGCGACAGUGUCUUUGAACCUGUUCUGGCCAAUGAGCAGACCCUGACCCCACACGCCAGUGUGGACAAGAGCCCAAUUCAGGACAAAGAUGCCGCUCUCGCUCUCCUGAGGGAACUGGCUGGCCUUUCCAAGACCGACGACGGACAAAAGAGAGCCCAUCUGGCCCACAGGAUCGUGAGCAUGGUCCGCAAGAUGUCCGCUGAGACCCUGGCCGCUGGCGUGCCCGAGGCCCUGGAAAUCUCUCGCUCCCUGACCUACCAGGCUCUGUUCCAGUGCGGCACCCCCGAGUGCAGCAGUGCCAUCAUGCAGAUCCUCAGGACCUUCGACAGCUCUUCUAUGGAGAUUGACGCCACAGUCUACGCCAUGGGUCUGAUGCCCAACCCCACUCGCCAGCUCGUCCAUGACAUGCUGGAAAUGGCCAAGUUCAAGCAGAGCAAACCCAUCUUCUAUGGUGCCAGCAAUGCUGUCAAGAAACUGUACCAGGCUGAGGGCAAGGUCACUCCUGAGAUUGAGGCUGUUGCCAACUUUGCCUUGGAGCAGAUUGGAGACUGCACUGGUGACCAGGAGCACAUUUUCAUGUCCCUGAAGGUUAUUGGUAACAUGGCCGCUGCUAUGGGAGCUGCCAGCCCUGCCCUCAAAUCUGCUGUUGUCCAGUGUGUCAACCAGCCCGCUGCUUCCCCAGAGGUUCAGCUUGCUGCCAUCCAGGCCUACAGACAGACCGCUCUGCCUGAGGAGGGCAGAGAGGUGCUCAUGCAGGUCCUUUUGGACGGUGCUGCCCCACUGCAGAAGCGUGUUGCCGCCUACCUGGUGCUGAUGAAGGACCCUCAGCCCUCUGAACUCUCUCAGCUGGCUGCUGCCCUGCCAAUUGAGGAGAACCAACAGGCCAAGAGCUUUGUCAUCUCUCAUGUCACCAACAUCCUGAGCUCCACUGCACCUGAGACCCAGGAGCUGAGGCAGAAGAUUCUUGAUGCUCUUCAGGGCAAUGAGGUUGGAACUGUCAUGGACCCAACCAAAUUCUCCCGCAACUACAAGGUCGGAUCCCUGGAGGGAAACAUGAUCUUCGAUGGAGCUAGCUACUUGCCCAAGGAAGUUGUGCUGGAUAUGGCCCUGAAUGCCUUUGGCUAUGAUGUGGACAUGAUUGAGGUUGGCAUGGAAGGCAAGGGACUUGAGCCAACUGUUGAGGCCCUGUUUGGUGCCAAUGGAUUCUUCCCUGACACUGUGAUGAAGACCAUCUACUAUGCUGCUGAUAGGAUGCCUGGCCAUUUCAGCCAGACUCUGAAGAACAUCCUUCCUUCCCUGAGGAACGAUAGGAAGAAGAGACAGUCUUCCCAGAAUCUCCUGAGAGAGCUUAGCCGCAAUGUCAACAAACUGUUCAGAGACCUGAAGGCUCAGGAUGCCCCUGAGGCCAUGGUCUACCUGAGACUGCUGGGAAUGGAACUUGGCUACCUCAAGACCAAGGACAUGGAAGAGAUGGCCUACUCCGCUGCAAUGAUGAUUGACAACCUCCUGAAGAUGUUCCCCACUGAUUUCAUCAAGGGACUGCUGACCAGUGCUGACAAUGAGCUGUUUGCCCACUACAUCUUCAUGGACAAUGAGUUCUACCUGCCAACCGGCCCUGGUGUUCCUCUGAGGGUUGCCCUGUCUGGUACCUUCACCCCUGGAAUCAAGGGAGGAGUGCACCUUUCUUCUGACAUGAGUGAGGUAGCCUUCAUGCCAUCCGCUGGCAUUGAGUUUGUGACUGAGGUUGGAGCCCACUUCCCUGACUUUGUUCAGUCUGGUCUGGAGAUGCACACCAACAUCUACCACGAAAGUGGCCUGAAAGCUAAGGUCUCUGUGUCCAACAACAACAUCAAGCUGACCAUCCCUGCCCCUCAGGGCCCAGCCAAGCUCGUCAGCCUCACCAAUUCCCUGGUGUCUGUGCAUGGUGCUGAGAUCAAGACCAUCCCAACCACAGGAGAGAGAGUUGAUGUGACAGAGUGCACACCAGUCUUCGCUGGCGUGAAAUACUGCACAGCUCUGCAAUACUCUGAUGCCAUGAACACCGAUGAGUCUCCCUAUUUCCCCUUCACUGGAGCCAGCAAGCUUGCCAUUGAGCUGCAUCCUACUGGUGAAGUCUCAGAAUAUGUUGCCAACAUUGACCAUUCCUAUGAGGACAAGACUGACAAAGUGACUUUGACUCUGAAGGCUGAAGGAGCAGCAGCUGAGGCCACAGCAACUGUGAAGUUCAACAGGCAGCAGUACACCGUUGAGGCUGAUCUGCAGAUCCCUGAUUAUGACUUGGAGGUUGGACUCAGGCUUGGCUCUGUUGACCCCAACACCAAGGGCAAGGCCACACACUCUGUCCAAAUUGACCUCGUCAACAAGAACAUUCCUCAGGCCUCUCUGGUUGCCCUGGCCAAAAUUGAGGGAAUGAAGGACGCCACUUUGGACCUUCAGCUCCUUGUGCCUGUACUGAAGGCUGAUGCCAAGGUCUCUGCACACCUCCACCGUGCUGAGGGCCUGACCCUGGAACUGGAAACUGAUGUUAAGCUGCCAGAGACUUCCUCUGCCCAGAAGAUUGUUCUGAAAUACGAUGCUGACAAACUGGAAGCUGAGAUUAAGUCUGAUGUGAGCUCUGAGAUCCAGAACAUCAUCCCCCACAUUGAUGAAGUCAAGGCCUCUGUGAAUGGUCUUCUUGCAGCCCAGAUUGGUCAGUCUGGCAUGACCUUCGGCGAUGUCCUCGCUAAAUCUGUUGAGACUACCAAUGCCUAUCUGGAGAAGCUGGAGGCUGAGCUUCCUUAUGUGCAGAACGUGAGGCUUCCCUCUCUUCCUGAGCUUUCUCUGCCCGAGAGGCUGUACCUGAAUGCUGAGGCUGAUGCCAAAUACCACUUUGGCAAGCACUACUACACCAUUGCCAUUCCUCUGCCUCUUGGAGGAAAAUCCUCUGGAGACCUGAACUUCCCUGCUGCUCUCACCACUCCUCACCUGACUGUGCCACAGCUGGGUCUGGAGGUUGCCUCCAUUGACAUUCCUCUCCCCGAGGUCUUCGUUCCAGAGCACGUGUCAGUGUCUGUACCUGUCCUCGGAAAGGCUGAAGUGUCCGCCAAGGUUCACAGCAACUUGUACAACCUGGAGGCCGAUGUUUCUGCUGGUAGAGAUCCAGUUGACCACCCCAGCUAUUCUGCUAAUGUGGCGGUUACUGGUAGCUGCCCUGUAGAUAUCUUCUGCUUCAAGGCUGAAGCAUCUGCGCUGCUUGCUGGCACACCUGAUGAUUCCCUCAAGGCUGAAGUGAAGACACAUGUGCACCACAAGCUCAUUGAUGCCAGCGUUAGUGUUGUGGAGGUAGCAACUAUUGCUGACAAGUUCAACCUGAAAUCCAACAGCAAGAUUGAAGCAACCAGCCCUCUUGGUGUCCAGGUGUCUCUGGAGUAUCACGGUGAUGCUGGUCUGAACACAGAAGAGAUCUCUGGAAAUGGAAACCUGGCAGCAUCUCUCAGGGCUGGCCCUGUUUAUGGUGAUGCCUCCAUCUCCCAGACGAUCGAAUUCUUCCCAUUCAAGCCAGAGGCCAAGAUUGAUUCCUCACUGAAGAUCGAUUCCACCCUUGCCAAGGCCCAGAACACAUUUGUUGCUGUCUUUGCCAAUGGUGAGCUGUCUGCCACAUCCAACACAGCUGCAUUUGAUGACACCCUGCUGCACCAUGCUGAAGUGACCAUCAAGGAUUCCACACUGGCUGUGAAGUCUGAUACCAAGGCAGAUGCCCUCGGCCUGAAGAUUCAGAAUGUGGCUGAAGCCUCUGCAGGUGCUGGAGUUGUUAACAUCAAGAUGGAAACAAGUGCUGACCACGCAGAAGACCGCAUCCAUUCCCUUGUGACUGCCGUCCUGGAUGUCAACGGACUGGCUGUGAACAGUGAUGCUGAUGUUAAGCUUGCCGACAACACUGCCACUCACAAAGCAUCUUUGACACUGAACAAGGAUGGCCUGAACACCAAUGGAGCCACAUCUCUGCAGAGCCCUCUGAAGCUGGAGAACACCUUCAGCGGUACCGUGGAUGCAUCCAAGGUUGACCUCAACAUUGACAUCAAGGGUGAAUUUGCUGACAUGAAGGUUGCAAAUGCCAUGUCUCUGACUGGAACCCCUGCUUCUAUUGCUUUCAAAACCAAUGCGGAAGCAUUUGUCAUUGAGGGAACCUCUUACACCCAUUCCAUUGUCCUGGAUGUGCACGACUACACUGCAUCUUUGAACAUCAACAAUGACCUGAAGGUCCUGCAUGCCAACCUGGAGAAUCAUGCUGAGCUUAAGGCAGAGGCCUACAAGGCUGACCUGACCGGAAGCCUGAAGGCAGCCUAUGGUGAACAGGAGCUCAAGCACACUUAUGAAGUCAAGUAUGCUGACCUGACUGCCAAUGCCAAGUGCAGCACAACUGGUAUGCUUCUGGGCUCUCACCUCAGCCAGAACACCGAGGUAUUUGUUCCUGGACUUGCUAUUAAAAUCACCAAUGAUGCCCGCUUGAACUCUCCAGUUCUCCGUUUUGAUACCACCACCCGUGCCACAGCUGUCCCCUUCAGCUUCAACCUUGAUGCUAUUGCCAAUGCUGACGCUGACCUGACCAUGCAUGGAAAGCACACUGCUCAAGUUUACACCAAGUUCCUCAUGAAGGCAGAGCCACUGGCAUUCGCACACUCUCAUGAAUGCAGAGUCUCUACCUCUCAAAACCUUGACAAUGGUGUUUCCAUUGAGACUGUGCUUGACAACAAGAUUGAAACCCUCCUGACUCCCUCCGACCAGAAGGCUCAUGUGACACUGAAGACCAAAUUCAACAACCAUGCUGUCAAUGAGGAGGUCAGUGUUUACAACAACCCAGAGAGGCUUGGACUGGAAGUGUCAGGAGCCAUCCUGACCAGUCUGCUCAACACAGCUGACAGUGAGAACCAAGAGUUUGCUGUUUCUGGAUUCCUGAAGUACGACAAGAGCACUUCUAGCCACGUCAUCCACCUGCCUUUUGUUGAGAGUGUACCAGCUCUCCUUGAAGAUCUGAAAAUUACCAUUGUGAGCAUUGCAGAGGCCCUGCAGACUAUCAUCACCAGAGAGGACCUUGUUAACAAGUUGGAGAGUAUUCCCCAGCACAUCAGCGACUUUGUGAAGGAACUGAAUGUGGAGGGAAGAGCAAUCCAGCUCAAACAGGACCUGCUGUCCCUUUCCAGAGAGUAUGCCAUCACCCUUGAAGACCUGGAGGCUACUUUGAUGAACCUGAGGGCUGCACUUGAGAAGCUUCUGACUGAUCUGGCUGCCCGUAUCAACGAUACCGUGAGAGUGACCAAAGAGCUGAUUACCAGUGGAGCACUGUCUGAAGCUGUUGUCAAGAGGCUGACUGAGCAGCUCAAUGCACUGAAUGAGGAAUAUGACUUCAAUGCCAUGCUUGUUGCAGUUAUUGAGCUUGUUGAAGAUCUGAUUAAGCAGAUUGAUUUGAUGAAACUGAAGGACAGCAGCAUUGCUCUCUUGCACGACCUGGAUUCCCAAUAUGCCAUCAAAGCCAAACUUGAGGAAAGAGUGAGUGAACUGAAACAAAUGAUUUCCAGCUUCAGCUUGGCUCAGUUUGCUGAGGAUCUGAAAAGCCUGGUUCUCUCCAUUGACAUUGAAGGUCUGACCAAUCAGCUUGUGGCUCAAAUUCCAACAGAACAAAUUAACAAGAUUGUAGACACAGUGAAAUCUCUGGUGACAGAAUUGGACAUCAUUGGUAAGCUGAAUGCAGUCUAUGCUAAUGUGAAAACUGCACUUGUUAAAUAUGAACUUGACAAGAGAAUUGAAGCCAUCCUGGAGAAGGUUGUUGAGCUCAUCCAGAAAUUCAAAAUCGAUGAGACCAUACAGGUUGUUGCUGACACUUUGAAGGCCAUCCACAUCCCUGUUGCACUGGAAGAUGCUAUCAACUACCUGAAGGCCACAGAGAUCAAGCAGGCUAUUGAGCACUUGAAUGAAUACCUUGAUGCUUUUGUGCAAAGUGUUAAGUCAUUUGACUACAAUGCCUUUGUAGAUCAUGCAAAUGAGAAAAUUGCUGCUUACACUGGCGAGCUGAACACACUCAUUGCUUCUCUUGAGAUUCCACAGAAGGUUGAGGCAGCCAGGGAAUUUGUCAACUAUGCUCUGUCCACAUUGAGUGGCCUCCUGGAAGAACUCAGAGGCAUCAAGGCAGCUGAUGUAGUCAAAUCUGUAAAGGACAUCAUUGAUACCGUGGCUCUGAAUGACAUCAGGGCACUGGUGGCCAAACUCCCAGAGGUUGACCUCAGAGCUGAAAUUGAGCAUUACCUGCAAGUAGUGAGCAGUGUGUACACCAAGGUCAUGGACAUUGUCAUUGAAACCUUCGGUGGAGUUGUUGAUGCAAUCCAGACAUUGGCUGCUGAUCAGGCCAUUAUUGGCCAACUUAAGCAGGUCGUUGAAGGAGUCGCAACUGGACUGAAGGCCAGCCUGGCUCACCUUCAAGACAUUCUCCCAACACAGAUUGAUCUGCCCGAGUUCACCAUUCUGGGCUUCCAUACUGUGCCAGCCAUGACCAUCACUUAUGAUGAUAUCAAGCAGAAGGUUAUACAGCUCAUUGACUUCAUUGUCAACUAUGAAAUCACCUUCGUGGAUGUGGAUGCUUUCUUUGGAGAGCUCUCCAUGAACUACCUGCCUGAUCUGUCUGCUAUUUCACUGCCAGAGAUCAGCCUUCCACAGAUCUCUUUCCCUGCCUUCCCCAAGGUCAAUCCCGAGGAUCUGAUUGACAUUUCUUUGACCAUCCCUGAGAUUAAGCUCCCUCACAUUCCCACUGAGCUGAUGGUGCCAGCUUUUGGAAAGCUCUAUGGUGAAAUCAAAGUGAACACUCCCAUCUACAGCCUCCAAUCUGCUGCUGAUUUCCAAACUGCUGAAGAAAGCCAGUACACAGCCUCUCUGACUGCCCACGGAUCUUCCUCCGUUAUUGGCGGACUGGAUUGCAACCUGGAUUCCAGUGCUAGAGUGAGCUUCCCAGAUAUGAACCAGAUCGUUGUCGCAGAAACCCUGAAGUUCACUUCUUCAAUCCUUGCUGUUGACCAUGAGGCAACAGUGAGCCUCCCACCCCAGGGCACUGCAAAGACCACGGUGAAGAUAACCACAUCUCCCAUCACAGCUGAGUUGGUCAACAAUGCAGUUAUUGAUGGUUUGUCUUUGGCUCUCGACACAACCUACCACCACCAGAUCAACAUUGCCCUGGUCUCAUACACCAGUGAAAGCCAUCUGUCUCAAAAGGCAGCUGCUCGUCUGGAAGGUCAGACCAUCACCCUGACCAUUGGACAUGAGGGAACUACCAAGUUUGGCCUGCCUGACUACUCUGAUGAGGGAACACUCAAGAGUGACCUGCACUAUACCAUGGACCUCAGCACUGCCAAGUUGACAUACACUGGUGACAUCAAUAGUGCCACUCUCAAGAUGAAGCAGGUGUUGAAUGCUGAUGCUGUUGUCCUCAGCUACCUGAACUUUGAUGCCCGUGUUGAAGCCGAGUCUCCAAUCAUCAAGAACAGCCUGCUCACCGCCUCUGGAAAGGCUAACCUGGGUGACUUGAAGGUUGAAAUCAAGGCCAAUCAUGACACAGAACUUGCUGGUGCUCUCAGUGGAACCCUGUCCAACUCCAUCCAUGCUUUGGUUAUGCCCCUUCAGGUUGUGCUUGACUUCCAGAACAAGGGUAAUGCCAAGGCCAGCCUGGCCGAGACACUAUCAGCUAAACUUGAUCUCCAGAAUGACUACUCUGUCACCCUGAAUUAUGAUCAUCAGCACAUUAACACCCUGGCCCUUGUCAAGCUUAACCAGUACAAGAUUGGUUACAACGUAACUGUUGAAAACAACCAGGCAGAAACUGGAGUCUAUGCUUCUGUUGAUGCUGAAGCUAACCUUGACUUCUUGACUGUGCCUAUUAGCAUUCCUGAGCUUGCUGUCCCAAUCAUUGAAUUCAAGACUCCAGCCAUCAAUGAGAUCAAUCUGUAUGAGCACACUGGUCUGAAGCACCUGCUGACUUCCACCGAGCAGACAGUUGAUGUGGAUGCCAAGAUUGUGUACAAGAAGCCAAGAAGCCUGGUCUCUGAAGCCUCUAUCAAGUCCUCCAUCGUCAACCUGAAUGUCAAUGCUGAGGUGUCUGCUGAGGAUGACGUUGUUAUCCGCAUCGGUGCCAUCUCUGCAUCUGUCUUUGAGGGUCUGAAGGCCAAGAUUGACGGUACCAGCAGCCUUACCACCAAGAGAGGUGUGAAACUGGCCACAACCCUUUCCCUGGAGAAUGCUCACGUUCAGGCUACCCAUGACAGUACUCUGAACCUGAACACUGAAGAGCUGGAAGCUUCCCUUUCUGCUACAACUGAUGCAAAGGUGAAUCUGCCCAUCCUCACUGCUGAGGCCAACCACCUCCUGACAGCUGACACAAAGGAACAUCCCCAAGCAGCCUCUACUCUCAAGAUCAAGUAUACCUUGGACAUCCCAGUCAUCAAGGCUGUUGGUUCUGGAGAUGCUGAGAACAGCCUGAAACUUGAGGCUGGUCUCUACUUCCUGUCUGUGGAAUCAUCCACAAAGGGGCACAUUGAUGGAACCAUCCUGGAUACUGGUCUUGUAAAGGGAGCCCUGGACAACACCGCUAAUGCCUACCUGAACGAGAAUGGUCUUCGCUCAACUCUGAAGAGCAAUGGCAAUGCACACAUCAGCCAUGGAGACCUGAAGGUUGAGCUUGAUUUGGAUGAAGACAUUGCUCUUGAAGCAGGCCUGAGCCGCGUGUAUUCCACUGUGAAAAUUGACUCCAACAACGAAAUCAAUGUGGCUGCCCUGAACACCAAGGGAAAGCACUCUGCCAAGGCCACCAUUGACCUCUCUCCCCUGAGCUCUCUGGCUGCUGAUGUGGAAGUUGAUCUUGCUCAGCCAAGCACCCUGGGUGAACUCAGCAUCUAUGACAAGACUGUUCUUGAACUGACCGCUGGAAAACAGAAGGCUGCCAUCAAUGCCAAGAUUGUCACCCCUGUGUACACCACCACUGCUGCGGCUGAAGUAGAGGCUGAAAUCCCUAAUGCCAAGGGAGCCUUCAAAAUCUCUGCAACAUCCCCAGUUGAGUUCCUGGUCUACGACCUCGAUAGCUCCAUUGCAUCUGCUGUGGAGAGCUCUGCUCUGAGUCUGACUGGCAAAGCUGUCCUCACACAUGCUGACCUGACUGUUGACAUUCAGAAUACUCUUACCGCAGCCAUGUCUGAUGAUGGUGCCUUCCGCCACUCCAUCAAUGCGGACAUCAUCAGCCCCACCUUCACUGAUGUGAACUUCCGCUAUUCAGUCCGCAAGGAUGGUGCCAGUGCUUCCAUUUCUACUCCAUCCACUGGCUUCCUCGGACUUCAGCUCCAAGGCAGGGUCCCAUCCCAGCUGUAUGCUAGACUGUACAGUCGCUAUGCUUCUGCCCCUGAGAGUGAUGUGGAGAUUCUGACCAUCAGAGCUGCUGCCAAGGAUGGAGACAAGCUGCACCUGCAGGCUGCCUACAACCUGGAAGCCCCCAAGGACAUCAUUUCUGGUCUGGAGGAAAGAGUUCCUGCCAUCACCUCAACCCUGAUCAGCUUCUUGGAGAAGUACGGCAUCGUCAGCACUCUUGAGAGCGUGAAGAACACACUGGUGACCGUAGUCACUGAGGCCUACAACACUGCCAAGAGCCACGCCCCCGAGAUGAGCCAGCUGUCUGUCCUCUUCAGGGAUGUCGUUGUUCAGUACCAGAAGACCGUUCAGAUCCUGCUUGAUGCCGCCAUCAAGUUCCUGAGGGAGACCCAGAUCGAGCUUCCAGGAAUGGAGAAGGCAACUCUCCCUGAGAUUGUGCAUAAGAUCACAAUCAACGUUGGCACAGUACUUGAGCAGCUUCUGCAGGUGAUCACUGAUAACCUGUAUGCCUACCUCACACCAGUUGUUGACACCAUCAGCGCAAUCCAGGUGACCAUGCCCUCUGGUGAGGUCCUGACUGGAAGCCAGAUUCUGGACCAGGUGAAGGCCGUCUUGACAAAGGUUGUGGAGAUGGUGAAGAAUCUGGAGAGCCUUGACCAUAUCCUGGAGAAGGUGGGACAGACCCUCCAAGAAGUUGUUGAGAAGGCCCAGGGCUUUGUUGACAGCUUGCACUCUGACAUCCUGGACAUCGUCUCUGUGAACUUCAACAUCCUCUACCACAACUAUCUUGCUGUGCUGAAGACCGUGACAGAGCAUGUCGACUCCCUGCUGAAUGUGCAGGAGGUUAACAACACCAUCAAGCACGCUCUGGAGUUCGUCAGGUCUGUGGUGGAUCAGAUCCUCACCCGUGUCGCUGCCAUCCUGCCCCACGGUGUGGAAAAUGUUUACCUGAGAGUAAGCGAUGGAAAGCUGGAGGUUGAGCUUCCAUUUGCUCUCCACCAGUAAGAUGCUGUGCAAGCAGAAACCAAAGCUACAAUAAUUCUCCGUAGGAGAAAAUAUGGACACUUUAACAUUCUAGAGGGAUGAUAACCUCCUUGUAUUUAUGACAGCUAAACAACAUCUUUCAUAUUGUUUUAAGUUACCAUCAUUUCCCUUGGUGACCACUGUUAUUUUGUA
This is a messenger RNA of Sardina pilchardus (European sardine), 11346 nucleotides long. RefSeq names its product apolipoprotein B-100-like. The record is from RefSeq and is a predicted model, not a curated record. Gene Ontology annotation, cellular component: very-low-density lipoprotein particle; low-density lipoprotein particle; mature chylomicron. Gene Ontology annotation, molecular function: low-density lipoprotein particle receptor binding; cholesterol transfer activity. The transcript is spliced from 27 exons. The coding region runs from base 1 to 11175 and encodes 3724 amino acids. Gene Ontology annotation, biological process: cholesterol homeostasis; cholesterol transport; triglyceride mobilization. Lineage: Eukaryota; Metazoa; Chordata; Actinopteri; Clupeiformes; Clupeidae.